CUUGGCGAGAGUCCUACAGUAGCUGUAAACUAGUGUUGAGGAGGGAGGCUACAGUAGCUGUCUUCCUCUUGCCAUGUUCAAAAAGCGGGAGCGGCCGAAGGCUACACGCUCGAGUCGAGAAGACGAGGAGGAUCCCAGCACCGUGGCCUCGGGAGACUUAGCUGCCAAGAGGAGACGCCGCGGCGCCGUGGCCUCGGCCACCACGGAGGGUGGAAACAUCGGUGCCUCCUCUCGGAAAGAGCCCAUGUCGGAGGCAGCCCGCUUGGCUGACCGGCAGCAGGACGCUGUGUUUUCCGGCUUCAAGGCGAGUGGUUCCACGGAGAACACCCCCUCCUCCGAUGCCGUCCGGAGGCUGGAGGUGGACACCGAUGUGAGUCAAGACCACCGGGCGAUUCUGGAGCGGAAUGAGCAAAUCAACAAAGGCUUGAAGGAUGGAACGCUUGAGAAAGGCGUUUACCGAGGUCUUGGAGGUUACAAACAAUAUGCAAAUAGAAGUGAACAUGCAAUUGCCAAUUCCAAAUAUACAGGUUUGCUCGGGCCGUUGCGAAGCAGCCUGAGCAACGUGCGCAGCACCUUGCGAAUCGAGUACAUUGGCACGACUGGUGAAGGUGGGAUUUGCAAAGACUACAAAGAGACCGGUUAUUGUGGCUUUGGAGAUUCUUGCAAGUUUGCGCAUGAUAGGUCAGACUACAAGCCCAGCUACAUUUUGGAGCAGGAAUGGGAGGCCAAGCAAAAAGAAAUCGAGGCCAAGCGACGGAAGAGAUGGGAGAGGAAGAUGGAAAGGCGCAGAAAAGCGGAAGAAGAAGGGCGCCCCGUCGAGGAUGAUGAUGACUCCACUGUCAGCACGGAUGAAAGUGAUGAUGAGGAGUUGCCCACGGAGUGUUUUGAGUGUGGGGAAGCUUGGCAGCGCUGCAAGAGCAUUGCCGUGCAAACCACUUGCGGCCACUAUUUUUGCGAGGAUUGCGCCAUGGCGGCCUUCUCCAAGUCGCAGAAGUGCUCGAGGUGUGGCGCCAACACCAACGGCAUUUUCAACUCUGCAGAGACCUUGCAGGACAAGUUGAAAGCCAAGAAGGAGCGCCGUGCCGAGAGGAAGAGGAUGAAAGCGACCAAGCGCAGAGACCUCCAGAACACCUUCGGGGUGAGCACUGAAGGCAACUUUGUGUAAAGAUCUCCUUUUGCGAAUGGCAGAUUGGAGCCAGACAUGGGCUGUAAUUCACAGAUGGCUCGACCGGUAUGUUGUGGUCCUCGUUGAAAAGAAUAUGUCCAAC
Messenger RNA from Durusdinium trenchii, 1268 nucleotides. NCBI's taxonomy places the organism in Eukaryota, Dinophyceae, Suessiales, Symbiodiniaceae. The record is from the annotation of a GenBank genome assembly.